AUGACGGAAGAAGCUGACCAACUGGAUUGUAGCGCAAUCAUACUGGAUGGGAGUGCUGUCUCUGGCAACAGCAUCGGCGAGUCAAAAGGCACCGCGGCUGGGUCAACGUUGCGGGAUUUGGAGUUAGAAGAAGACGAGUGGGCAAGGGCUUCAGCAAACGAUUUCGUUGGGGACGACGUGCAGGCCAAGUUUUGGGAAAUUUAUGCGAGCGGCCCGGCGCACCAGGCGCGCCGGCCCGACUCGUCCCGCGGCCGAUACAUUCGACGGUGCGAGAACGACGCGUUGCUACCGCUCCCAGUAUUUGAUUUUCGGCUGGCGAAAAAACCUGCGCCUCGAUACACGGAGAACGGCGAGCUCCACUACAGCAACUACUUUCUCGGCGACAAGCGCGCUGAAGCGAUGGGAGACGCGCUCGAGCUCCUGCCAGUGCAUGUGACAUCGAUAUCCAUGACAGACACAGGCAUGACGGGACAAGGGUCUGCGGCAGUCGUGAAAGGUGUCGUGAAAGACGACUUGGUGGAACUGAACUUGUCCCACAACAAAGUCGGCGUCAAGGGAUACAUGAAGCUCAACGCUGUCCUAGACAACGCGGCGCUGCAUCUGAAAGUGCUAAACCUGGCCAACAACAACUUGGGAGACCAAAGCGUGACGGCUCUCGUGCGGGCGCUGCUCAAGCGAUGUACCCUCACCACGCUCAACUUGAGCCACAACAAGGUAUUUCACUCCGCGACCAUCUUGGGCGAACUACUCCUUGUAAAGAGUUCGCUCACGAGUUUGGACUUGAGCUGGAACCAAAUCCGAGGCGAGCCCGCGUGCCACCUCGUUCAAGCCAUGGUCGAAAAUAACACGCUGCUGGACUUGAUCCUGUCGGACAAUUCGCUCGGGAAUUCCGGUGGCGCCGACAUCCAGCUCGCGACCAGUUUGCUUGAGAAUAAGACGCUCAAGCGACUCAACGUGAGCAACAACCACAUCAAAGGGCGGUCCAUCUUCGUCUUUGUGGACCUCUGUACCAAGAACUCAACGCUCGAGCGGCUGAACGUCGGUAGCAACCCAAUCGGGACGGCCGGCGUCGAGGCCAUUUUGUACGCCAUGGCGUCGUCCUCGAUGAAGUGCGAGUGGGAAGUCGCCGACUGCAACAUUGACAUCCAAGAGUACUUGUACAGCCACACGUAUUGCACAGGGCCGUACACGCUGGACCUGGACGACCGCAGCGACGUCUUUGUGCUCAAGGAGCUCCUGACCAUGUACGCCCAGAACCGGCUUGUGCUUUCGAACGUCCUCCACGACGGCCGCCCGAUCACGCUGCCCAAAGGGCAACUCCCACUUCCUCCGACUGCGAAGUGGGAAAAAGGUCAGGUGCCAAACCACGGCAAGCUGUCGUUCCUUGCGACGCAGGACGAAGAAUCAUGUCCAGAUCUGCACCUGAAAGAAGCGCCGUUCCAACGGCUCAAGCAGCUCAUCGGGACAUCGUUUGCGCUGGACGACUACAAGAAGAUGACUAUGAUCAAGAUCCUGGCCGACGGGUUCUGCGUCACCGUCAAGCAGGCCAACGCGUUGCUGAAACUGUUUGAAAGCACAACUUGCCAAGCAGAGAAAGCGUCCGCCGCCGUCGCGCUCAUCCCUCGCAUUUCCAACUCGGAACACCACACAAUCGACGACGAAAACUACAUGGGGAGCCCGGGGCCGAUUGGUGGCGUCUUUUUUGAAGACAAAGACAACGAUGGGAAAAUUGACGUCUGCGGCGACAUCACGGUCCUCGUGGGUCUGACCAACCUCUCGCAGAUCGAGCAAGGAUACGUCGAGCAGAAGCUGGGCAAGUGGAUUGCAUUCAACCCGGCCAACCCGACGGGGUUCUAUCGCCUCAACAUGUCCAACUUCGUCGACCGGCGCAUCAUGUUCUGCCUCAUUGAGGCGAACGCUGCCGACCGCAAGUUUCGCAUGGCAAAUAAACUGCCAGACGUGUCGCAGUUUGGCAUGAACAACGGAUUUCGUAACGCCAGGUACAACCACAAGGCAAUCGUGUUUGACUCGUCCUGGUCGUUGCCUCGCUUUGGCGUGCUCGAAUUUGAUUUCGUCGUGACGCGGCGGCCGCCGCACGGCGCGAUUCCCAUUACGGACGCCGCGUUCGAGCAGUUUUUCAAAGAAUUCAAAGCCAUUCCAGAUAUGAAACUCGUGGGUUUGCGGGCCAUUUCGAAUCGGUAUUACUUUACCGCGCGCCAUGCCCAGCGCUUGAUGGAAUACUUCAGCCCGUAUGAGAAACUCAACAACGUCGUGGUCCGCCUCGAAGUUUUUGUCAUUCUUCUCGGCCGUAUCGUCGACGAAAGCAAUUUCAACGAUGCUCUGAGCGUCUUGGACAGCAGUAGCCGCAAGAAACUUAUCGAUCGCGUCGGCAUCGUCCAGGUGUUCAACCCGAUCUCGCCGUGCGGAAAGUACGAACUCAACUUGGCCGAGCACGACCACCGCUACGUCGCGUCGAUUUUGCUCCAGCUCGCUCAUGCGGAAGAAGGAACGUUGAUGGAAACUGUCCUCGACGGAAAGGACGUGCCGGACAUGCUGAAGGAAUGGGGCGACGAGGCGGACAUUCCAACCACCGGUGCGUUCAAGUGCAAGUUCAUGACGACGAACCGGUGCCACUCGAUUAUGCAACUCCAAGAAAACAGCGUUCGACGACGGAUCUCGGCCACCCUUUUGUUCAAACCGAAUGAACUCGGCGCGUGA
Messenger RNA from Aphanomyces invadans, 2718 nucleotides. RefSeq lists its product as hypothetical. The coding region runs from base 1 to 2718 and encodes 905 amino acids. Gene Ontology annotation, molecular function: protein binding. The record is from RefSeq and is a predicted model, not a curated record. The transcript is spliced from 5 exons. Lineage: Eukaryota; Oomycota; Saprolegniomycetes; Saprolegniales; Verrucalvaceae.